GCUUGUUCCACCCACUUAACCGGGUACUUGACCAUCAUUCCCCUCUCCCCUCUCCCCUCAUUAAUCCAAAAGGCCAUUAAUCCACGAUCUUCCUGUUGUUUGUCGCCCUCCCAGGCUGAUCGGGAUUUCUCUGCCAACUCGUCUCUUAUUUGAUUCUUUUCGCCCGUCGCUGGGUCUUCUCUCUUCUCCUUUUCCUCCUCCUCCCUCCCCCGCCUCCCCCCCUGGCCGUGAGGGCGCAAUCGAGCCUCAUCCAGCCAUGUCGAACUUCAUCAACAGCCUCUUCCCCUCCCAGGGACCAAAGCACGACAACAUCCUGCCCGUGCCGCCUCCACCCCUCCAUACGCGCUCCAGCCAGCCUGAAACUUUCAACGAGAGACCGAAUACUCCCAUCCAGAACAGCUUCAUCACACCGCUCUCGACUCCACAAGGAAGCCCGAGCAAGAAACAAAACCCCCCAGGCGCGCACGACCUCACGACCGCUUUUGAACAUGCCAUGAAGCUCAACUCUUCAACCCUUGGUAGCCCCACCAAGGGCGGUCGGCAGGCAGGCGCGCCUUUGUCGCCAGGGAAGAGCAACGCCUUGGCAGUAGACGAUCCAUACUAUGGUAACGCAUCUGGAUUUAUCGACGACAGCAUGAUACACAAACCGGCAGUGUCUCCGGGCAGCCCGCUGCGAAAACAGGGCAAGGAGAACACCCCACCAUCCACGAGGCAUGGACUGGAAGCCAUGAGCCAGAACCAAGCCGCGAUUUCCCGACAAGAACUCUAUCAACCUAGAGAACAGUCACAAAUUACCAAGAAAUACAAUACCCAUCGAGGCCUGACAGCCGACGAGUUGGAAAUUUUGAACAAGCCAAACGUCAAACGGCUUGCGAAUGUCACACAGCUCUAUUUCCUCGACUAUUAUUUUGACCUCCUUACGUAUGUUGGCGCUCGCCAAACCCGACUCACUCACUUCAAAUCCGAAUAUCCCGCACCCCCAGCUACACCAGAAGAAACAUACAAUCCUGUCUGGCAGAAAUAUGUUGGCAGAGAGCGAGCCAACCUUCGAAAGCGCCGAGUCCGUCUCCGACAAGGAGACUUUCAGAUUCUUACGCAGGUUGGACAGGGUGGGUAUGGUCAGGUCUUCCUCGCCCAGAAAAAGGACACCCGAGAGGUGUGUGCGCUGAAGGUUAUGAGCAAGAAGUUGCUGUUCAAGUUGGACGAGGUCAGACACGUUCUCACCGAGCGUGAUAUCUUGACCAACGCAAAGAGCGAGUGGCUUGUGCGCCUGCUGUAUUCCUUCCAGGAUGAGAAGAGCAUUUACUUGGCGAUGGAAUAUGUCCCUGGUGGAGAUUUUAGAACCUUGCUCAACAACACUGGUGUGCUUGCCAACCGCCAUGCUCGAUUCUAUAUCGCCGAGAUGUUCUGCUCCGUCGAUGCCCUCCAUCAGCUUGGCUACAUCCAUCGAGAUCUUAAGCCCGAGAACUUCUUGAUCGAUGGGACUGGCCAUGUCAAACUCACCGAUUUUGGUCUUGCUGCGGGUUUUCUAGCUCCUGGAAAGAUUGAGUCCAUGCGAAUCAAGCUCGAGAAGGUCGGAGAGACGUACGUUCCGUUUGGCAAGCCGAUGGAGCAACGAACCGUGGCCGAGCGACGAGAGGGAUAUCGAUCGAUGAGAGAUAGAGAUGUCAAUUAUGCCAAAUCAAUCGUGGGAUCUCCCGAUUACAUGGCCCCUGAAGUGCUAAAGGGCGAAGAAUACGAGUAUUCUGUCGACUAUUGGAGUUUAGGGUGUAUGCACUUCGAGGCUUUAACUGGAUUCCCUCCUUUCGCCGGUGCUACAGUGGACGAGACCUGGAAGAACCUGAAGCAUUGGAGAGAGGUUCUAAAGAGACCCGUCUGGGAGGACCCUAGCUACUUCAUCAGCAACCGUACAUGGAAUUUCAUUACAAGCUGCAUCGCAUCGAAAAACAAGCGCUUCUCUUCUAUCAAAGAAAUUUAUGCACAUCAAUACUUUGCUGAGGUUGAUUGGAACACUCUGCGAUCUCAGCGUGCUCCUUUUGUCCCAGACCUCGACUCCGAGACUGAUGCUGGUUACUUUGACGACUUCACCAACGAAGCCGAUAUGGCCAAGUACAAGGAGGUUCACGACAAGCAAGCUGCAUUGGAGAACAUGGCCGAUCGAGAGGACCCCAUGAGCAAGAGCUUGUUUGUUGGAUUUACCUUCCGACACCGUAAGCCGCUAACUGAGGAUGGCGGUGGUGGGAAGUCCAGCCCUCGAAAGCCAAUUGCCACUGAUGGCACAUUUGGCACCAUGUUGUGAUUGACGAUUUCCUGCUGCGGAAAUCAUGAACCUUGCUUACAUCUUUGCUUCUAUUUGGCUUGUAGGGUGUUGCGAAGGCGUGUGGAGAGGGAGGGCAUAAAAGGGAGCGCGGCAUCCGGGAUGCCGUCAUAUUGCUUGGUCCAUUGUGCUUUGUGUGCGUCUGUCCUGUUUAUUAAUGUUUGGAGUUCGAGACGAGGCCACUACGGCAUUUUGCAAGGUUGUAAUAGUAACGACGGAUAAGAGUACUACAAUUGAUGACUAUAUUAAACAUG
Molecule: messenger RNA, 2571 nt
Organism: Amorphotheca resinae ATCC 22711
Lineage: Eukaryota; Fungi; Ascomycota; Leotiomycetes; Helotiales; Amorphothecaceae
Exons: 4
Coding region: 257-2299 (680 amino acids)
Biological process (GO): intracellular signal transduction; peptidyl-serine phosphorylation
Cellular component (GO): spindle pole body
Molecular function (GO): ATP binding; protein serine/threonine kinase activity
Source: RefSeq, a predicted model, not a curated record